Messenger RNA from Colletotrichum navitas, 993 nucleotides. RefSeq lists its product as uncharacterized. The coding region runs from base 1 to 993 and encodes 330 amino acids. The transcript has 2 exons. The record is from RefSeq and is a predicted model, not a curated record. Lineage: Eukaryota; Fungi; Ascomycota; Sordariomycetes; Glomerellales; Glomerellaceae.
AUGGCCAGAAAAAUCACCGAUCUCGACAAGCGAGGCGACCUUAUCUUAAGGUUCAGUACCCCUUAUACAAAGGAUCUACGUAUCUGCUCCAGAACUCUGGCGCGCGCUUCAGUCAUCUUCGAAAAGAUGCUCUUCGGUCCCUUCAAGGAGUCCCAGAAGGAGGGCGAAGAGUGGAUCGUUGAGCUCCCUGAAGACAACCUUCUGCCAAUGACUACCGUCCUGGCUAUCGCCCACGGCUGCCACCGAAUCGUCCCAACCCAUGUUACCAUACCCGAGCUAUUCGAAAUUCUGGUCCUUAGCAACAAAUACAGCAUGACGUACCUCUUCCGCCCUUACCUUCGCAGAUGGAUCCCCAGGACCAAGGAUGUCAAGUUCGGCGAUGAUACAUUGAUGUUCGCGUGGAUAACCAGGGAGAUUGGAGCAAAGGAGCUCUUCGAGGGGGCUAUUCUUGAACUGGCCAGGUAUCGCGCUAACGAUGGCAAAAUUGGCUUCUGCAUUGGGAAUAAAGACGAAGACAGGGACUCUGUUUACAACGCUCAAAUCAGAUUCUCCGGUAUUUUGGACAUUAUCGCCGUAACGCAAAUGGCCUUAUUGAAGGGCGUCCUGGAGCCAGUACGAGAAGCAGCGAGGCAAGCUUUGAGCAGCCAAGUAUGCAACAAGUACUCUUCUAGAAAUCAUAAGGCAAAAGAAUGUGCGGAUUUGUUACUUGGCUCGUUGAUCAGAGAGUGCAAGUCGAUCGGCAUCGAUCCGGGCAUUACCUGUUUGACAGAUGAACUGGCGAGCUACCCGCACUCUGUCAACAAAGUCUAUUGGACUGUCAACCUGAUGAGAUUGCACACACUUCCAGGCCAUGAUGAGUGCUCUAUGCGCGCCGCCGCCAUGAGGACAGACACACUGAGAGCCUUCACCGAUGACACUGUUAAGAUGAGCCCCAGCCAGCAAGAGUACUUCCAGAAGCAAGCUGAAAUCUCAGGGUGGUACGAGACUCAUUGA